Molecule: messenger RNA, 4266 nt
Organism: Hemiscyllium ocellatum (epaulette shark)
Lineage: Eukaryota; Metazoa; Chordata; Chondrichthyes; Orectolobiformes; Hemiscylliidae
Gene: sdr42e1
Product: short chain dehydrogenase/reductase family 42E, member 1
Exons: 4
Coding region: 309-1469 (386 amino acids)
Biological process (GO): steroid biosynthetic process
Molecular function (GO): 3-beta-hydroxy-Delta5-steroid dehydrogenase (NAD+) activity
Source: RefSeq, a predicted model, not a curated record
GUGUGGGGGGUGGUGAGGCACAGCUCUCAGUCCUUGUACCUGUUACAGAUUUCUCACUGGGGAUGGCCUGGGGAAUCAGCAGUUCUGGUCGGACAGAUUCCUGCCGUGAUCACGUUAACAGCUUAUUUCUUUAACAUUCCUGUUCGGGCAUCUCCAGCCAGACCGGCAAACACCGCCCAUUCCCGAUUGUCCGGGUGACUCGCGUGUAAGCCAGAGCAGGGUCGGUCUUCCUCAAGAGCAAUUACAACACAUAAUCUCAGCCUCACUGGUUCGUACUGUUCUGCCUACCAUAGCUUUUGUCUCAAGAAAUGGAAACCUCAGCAACAGAAACGAUCCUGAUCACUGGCGGGGCAGGUUAUUUAGGAUACAGGUUGGGCUGUGCCCUGCACAGGGUGGGCAGAAAAGUGAUCCUCUUUGACAUCCAAAAGCCCAUUCAGCAUGUGCCUGACACGGUAGCCUUUAUAAAAGGAGAUAUUUGCAACUACCAAGAAGUGGAUCAUGUAAUAAGGAAUGCAGAUUGUGUUUUCCAUUUAGCUUCAUAUGGCAUGUCUGGAAGGGAACAAUUAAAUAAAAAAUUAAUAGAGGACGUCAAUGUUAAAGGGACAGAGCAUGUGAUCCAAGCCUGCCUGAACAAUGGGAUAUCAAGACUGCUUUACACAAGUACAUAUAAUGUUGUAUUUGGAGGCCAAGUAAUUAAAAAUGGGGAUGAAUCUCUCCCUUAUCUUCCACUGCAUCUUCAUCCAGAUCAUUACUCAAGGACUAAAUCUUUAGCGGAGAUGAAGGUGCUUCAAGCAAAUGGAACAAAGCUAAAGAAAGGCACUGGUGUUUUAUACACCUGUGCCCUGCGUCCAGCAGGCAUUUAUGGACCUGGUGAGCAAAGACAUCUUCCCAGAAUAGUUAAUUAUAUAGAGAGUGGACUCUUCAAGUUUUUGUAUGGAGCAGCAGAUAGUUUGGUGGAAUUUGUCCAUGUUGACAACCUUGUUUCUGCGCACAUACUGGCAUCAGAAGCUCUAACAGGGAGAAAAAAUCACAUUGCUGGUGGCCAAGCUUAUUUUAUCUCUGAUGGCAAGCCAGUGAAUAACUUCGAAUUUUUCAAACCAUUAGUAGAAGGCCUUGGAUACAAAUACCCUACAAUUCGGCUGCCACUCAGACUGGUCUAUUUUGUUGCUUUCCUCACUGAAAUCAUUCAUUUUUGUGUAGGUGGCAUUUAUAAUUUUCAACCAUUUUUGACGCGCACAGAAGUUUAUAAAACAGGAGUCACUCAUUAUUUUAGCCUGCAGAAAGCUAGGAAAGAACUAGGGUACAACCCACAGGAACAUAACCUUGGUGAUGUUGUGGAGUGGUUCAAAACACGUGGUCAUGGGCGGAAGGUAACUGGCUACAAUAUUAAAUGCUUUAUAUGGGAUGUGAUUUUCUUAAUGUUGCUGUCAGCUGUUAUCAUGUCUUGGAUUCCAGUAGUUUCAGGAUAGUUUGUUUCAUUUGACAUUCCUCACUGCCUGGACUUUAGUUGGAAUGCUUUCAAAAUAGAGGCUACAACCUGAGUCUCAGUAUGUUACCAUAUCUCAAGGAAUUAACUAGACUGCACAACCUGUGACAGACAAAGGUACAAAUGUCUGGUUUAGUUUGUAAGUUGUCCAAAUGUCGCAUCAUGGCAAGUUCUUUAUUGCGGUCAGUUAUUUCUUUUACAUGUAUCAUUGUAGUGUUUUAAUAUUGAAAUACUUUUUGAAAAAGGGAAAUUUAAAGAAAGCUUUUGGCAUGAAGGACAGAAGACAAUACAAUGCCUGUCACGUCUUCUGUCCUUAUAAUCUUCAGUUGUCUGUUAGGCACAACAAUGAGCCAAAAUCCUUAAUGUUCUUUUUAAUAAACUCACAGACAUCAGGGACAAUUUUGAUCAUGUAGUGAAGGAAAUGAUUCAUAAUGGGUAAGUUUGGAAUUAUCCUUGUCCUCCAGAAUACUGAUGGGGAAGCAAUAUUUCAUUCCUAUUUCAUAGGGAUUAAAUCCCUAUUUCAUAGAACAAUAUGAAAUAGGGAUUUAAAUCCUUAUUUCAUAGAACAUAGAACAAUAUAGCACAGUAUGGGCUCAUCGCCCCUUGAUGUUGUGCCAACCUUUUAUCCUACUGUUAAGACCAGACUGACCUACAUAGCCUCCAUUGUACUAUAUUCCAUGUGCCUAUCCAAGAGUUGUUUAAAUGCCCUGAAUGUAUCUGAUUCUACUACCACUGCUGGCAGUGCAUUCCAUGCACGCACCACUCUCAAAGAAUUCAGUAAGGCUUGUGAGGCAUGACCUGUCCCUCACAAAGCCAUGCUGACUAUCUCUAAUCAAACUUUGAUUUUCCAAGUAAUCAUAAAUCCCAUCUCUCAGAUUCCUCUCCAAUACUUUGCCCAUCACAGAUAUAAGACUGACUGGUCUGUAAUUCCCAGGAUUAUCCCUAUUCCCUUUCAUGAACAAGGGAAUAAUAUUUGUCAACCUCCAAUCAUCUGGCACUACUCCAGUGGACAGAGAGGAUGUAAAGAUCAUUGCCAAAGGCACAGCAAUCUCUUCCCUCACUUCCUGUUAUCACCUGGGGUACAUCCCGUCUGGCUCACGAGAUUUAUCAGUCCUUGCAUCUUUCAAAAUCUUCAGCACAUCCUUCUCCUUAACAUAAACCUGUUCGAGCAUAUCACACUCAAAAAUGUCAAGGUCUCUCUCAGUAGUGAAUAGUCUUCUCCGACUCCAGGUUCCCUCCUUUCGAUUUUGUCUGUAAAGUGUUUAGAAGAAAGAAGUGUUAAAGACGAAUUGAAUUUUUUUUUGUCACUGAACUAUAAAAUACUGUUAAACAAAAUGAUAAAGCAAGUGCAGCAAACUUUUUAUUAACCGCUGUGUAUGGGACCAGAAGUGUGCUACUUGGAUUAAGAGGUCCACAUAAUCCAUGUCAAAAUAUAGAGUAAUAGAAACAUCACUGCUAUACCUUAUUUGCAGCAUAAAUUGCUCAAAUAAUAAUGAAACAUUGCCUUAAAUAUAACAGAGACCCUUCUGACUCUUAAACUGAACUGACUAUUCAGACAUCAGGAUAAUACAGUAAACUUCCGGUAUUUCAGGAAUAUAAUUCUUGCAGGUUUAUUGAGAGUACUGGUUCAUAAGGUGCCAGUUAAAACAAAUUUUUCUCUAUUAGAAGUUAACUGACUAAAUGUAGAGAAUUUGAAGAAAUUAUUUGUAUUCUGAUCCUUUAGUGGAGAUACAUCAUGAAGCACUUUACAGUUCGUACUGAAACUUGUGUGAAAUGGUUUAAGUGGUUUGAAGGUUAAACUACAGUUACAUUCAUACUAUAAUUGUUGGAGUAUAUAAUUCUCCAAAGCUGCAUGACAUGUAAUGGUGACAUAAAUUAAGAUAAAUGAGAGAACAUUUUCGUACAACACUUCUGUAUGCCUCAGUGUUUCUGAUAAUUAAUUAGUAUUUGAAUUAUAAUUUUUUUAAAAAGCAGGGGGAAAUUGUCAUUAUUUUGUGCCAGCUAGGCUUUGAUUUUGCAGUAAGAGUAUUAGGGCAAACCAGAAGAUUGCUAUACACUGGUAGCAUGAGAUCCUUGUCUAAGAGCAGGAAAGUAGGAACUGCAGCAGUACAGCACUCACCCAAAGCCACACACAGUAUAGGUUGAGCUCAAAUUCUAAUCAGGAGAUUUUGUCCACUUCUACGAGAGAAAAUGUGACUUCAGGCAAACUGACAUGUUGCUAAAAACAGAGAUUAGUUUGCGUAGCCCUCUUUCAGUCUUCCUUGGACACACAUAUAUGAACUUCAAUUUAUACUUAAACACAGACUUGUAGACAUGUGUUUUAAAAUUGAGAAAAAGCAUUCACAAACAGUGACAAAUAUACGGAGAUAAAUAAAGCUUAUUUAAUAUCACACAUUAUGUUAUUAGUAUAAUAGGUUUUGGAUAACUCUUUGGGUUUUUAUCUGACAUUGCAAAUCAUGUAGCAAUUUGGCUGAAAUGUAUGUAAUGGAUAUUCAUCAUUUUCAGAUCUUAUUUUAAACUCACAAAGUAAUUUGCUGCAAAUUUUUUGUUAACUAGAAAUGAUGAAAUUGAGAUGGAGUCCAUAUCAAUGUGCGUUAUUUGUACACCACUGAGUUGAAACAGAAAACUAAUUUACGAGUAAUCAUUUAAAGAUUUGUUUCUUUGGUGUCCUAAACUUGAUAUCAUUUGUGCAGAUACAAUGCUGUAAUUUUUAAAUGUGAUUUCCAAAAGUGUAACCUUUGUUUAGCAAAUGGGUUAUUCUGGUGUAAUGGUACAUUUUA